UUGAUGCACCUUUGGCUGAUUAAGUUGUCGAAUCUCCGAGCAAGUGCGACACGGUCGGAUCAAGGCGAAGUAAACACACUCGGCAAUGGAGAGAAAGCUGAAGCCGAGGAACAAACCCAUAAGACCUCCAACGCCAGCUGCAGGAUUGUACGGAUGUGUGAAUUCUUGACUGAGAAACAGGUCGGAUCCUUGAAAUACAUAUUCACCACCGCAACACUGCGCUCCACAUAGGAAUCGGUGAAGUUCCAGCCGCCAUUCGAAGAUGUCUCCCUAAAGCCGUCGUGCGAGAUUCUCGUUGAAUAGGCAGUUGCGGUGAAGGUUAACGUCCUGUGCUGUUAGCUUUGAGCCUCGAAUGGCAAUGCAAUUAGAGAUUUUUGGACGCAAAGGAAUGCCUCAUUAGGAGAAUCAGAAACUGAGUCCUCAACCGACAGAGGAGCCCAAGUGAAGUCCCGGCCAAAAAGUGGGAUCCCCCAAUCGAAGCGGGAGAAGUUUGAGCCGGGCCAAAGGCUCAAGUUUGCUACAAUCAACAUGGUCAAACGCACGAAUGUCGAAUGAGAUGGUAGCCGUUUGGCAGAAAGAGACGUCCAGAUGGUAAGGAGAAAGAGACAGAGUCUCGGGGACAGACGGCUGGGGAACCACAGAAAACGACACUUGAACGAAAAUCAAAUUAAAAGCUUCAAUGGCAACAGACGUGGACUUGGAUCUGGUCCUGUUUUUGCUCCUCCUGCUGGCCACAUGUCACCACAUGGCACCUGCACACACACACACACACACACGCACUUUGUGAGGACUCAACUCGACUCCAUUGAAACAAGUUCAUAAAACACUUAACCUGACCGAGCUGACCAAAUGUCCCCUGGGAAUGCGAAUGCCCGACUGAACCAAGCCGGUCUUGUUGACUUGUUAGCAGUUGAUGUCCGAUGCCCUUCGAACCACCAACGUAUGUGUGUGCUGCGUAUGUAUGUAUGUACAUUCAUCUGGUGUAACCCACCAUAUCGCCCACCGGACUACCAGCCAAACCACCCACCGAACCACCGGAUGUAUCCGCAUCAAUGAGUGACCAGGCCGAAAGUUUCCCCUUCGUCUGGGACUUGGCCUGCGAUGUGAACUCCUAUGCCGAGGCAUCAUCAAAAGUUACCAGCAAAUUGACCUAAUCUAUGUACAUGUGUAUGUCCAGCAUAGUCCAAGGCGCAUCUACACCAAAGGAUCUGCAAAGGAACACUGGGCGAAACAAAUAUAAGCACACAAUUGGCGCCUUUCAGCCGGAGUUCGUGGAGAGCAUUUCCAACGUGUCCGUGGCGGUUGGACGCGAUGCAACCUUCACGUGUCACGUCCGACAUUUGGGCGGCUAUCGGGUGGGCUGGCUCAAGGCCGACACCAAGGCCAUCCAAGCCAUCCACGAGAACGUAAUCACGCACAAUCCUCGCGUCACGGUCAGCCACUUGGACCAGAACACGUGGAAUCUGCACAUCAAGGCGGUUUCCGAGGAGGAUCGUGGCGGUUAUAUGUGUCAACUGAACACGGAUCCGAUGAAGAGCCAGAUUGGCUUCCUGGACGUCGUGAUUCCGCCGGACUUCAUCAGCGAGGACACCUCCUCCGAUGUGAUUGUACCGGAGGGCAGUUCCGUGCGAUUGACAUGUCGGGCCCGCGGUUAUCCGGAGCCGAUUGUCACCUGGCGGCGCGAAGACGGCAACGAAAUUGUCCUGAAGGACAAUGUGGGCACCAAGACCCUAGCGCCCUCUUUUCGCGGCGAGGUGCUGAAGCUAUCAAAGAUCUCGAGGAACGAGAUGGGUUCCUAUCUCUGCAUCGCCUCCAACGGAGUGCCCCCAUCGGUCUCAAAGCGCAUCUCCCUCAGCAUACACUUUCAUCCGGUCAUCCAAGUGCCGAAUCAAUUAGUCGGCGCACCACUUGGCACUGAUGUCCAAAUCGAGUGUCACGUCGAAGCCUCGCCCAAAUCAAUUAACUACUGGAUUAAGGACACGGGUGAGAUGAUUGUGACAUCCGGCAAGUAUCAUGUGCAGGAGAGCUCGCAGUCCAUGUACGAGACCAAAAUGUCAAUGAUAGUCAGGAAGUUCCAGAAGGACGAUGUCGGAUCCUAUCGCUGCAUUGCCAAAAACUCGCUGGGCGAAGUCGACAGCAGUAUCCGCUUAUACGAAAUCCCCGGACCGAAUCGCAAUAAAAAUCCGCUGAACGGCGGCGGAAAAGGUGGUGGAGGGGCUGGCGGAGUGGGCGGAAGCCUGGAUGCGGAUGCCAAUGACAUUUUGAAGCAGAAACAACAAGUCAAAGUCACCUACCAGCCGGAGGACGAGGAGCUGCAGUACGGAUCCGUCGAGGAUUUCGAGGCGGAGGGCGACGAGGGUGGCGGGCUGCCGCACGUUUACUACACCAGCGGCAAUAAACCGGCCACACAUAAGCCGGGCAACUCCGGCGGCAAUCAGCAUCAGCAUCAACAUCAGCAGCACCACCAUCACCACCACCACAACAACCAGCAGCACGGUGGUGGGGCAGGUGGCGGGCCAGCUGGCGGUGGGUCGGGGUCACCUGGUGGCGAAAUGGGAGGCAUCACCCGCAAGCCACCGCCAUAUUACGGCGGCAAUACAGAAGUGCGGGGCCCCAUUGACAACAACGAAAUGAGCUCCGGCUCCGGAGACUCGCGACUGCGUCGGGGUCACCAUUUACCCAUUCUCCUCCUCCCAUUCACCGCGCAGCUCAUCCUGGCCAGGAGUUGGCACUGUCGACAGCCGUUCUUAAUGGGCUUGUCGACCCUGUCCGGCCUUCUGCUCAGCCUCUUAUAAUACGCAGUCUAAUGGAAUCACCAGCGCAUUCAACAACAGACUCAACAACACAUGACUGCAGCGAAGGAAAAAAAGGUGGUCUUAAGGACCCCACCACGAGACAUUCAUCAAGCACAACCACUAUCAACCGAAAAGCCAGUUGUAGUGUGUAACACUCACUUUAAGGAUAUCAACAACACUUUCAUCAACACACAUCCACAGCCCAGAAACACACACUAAGGAGUAACUUCGACAACGAAACACAACACAUUGUCCAAGGGACUUCAAACACUUCACCAUACUUUAACUAACAGUCUUUAAAUCACUAACUCUCGAUCAGAUAACACAAUUGUUAUGUGUGAAUAGUCCAAGGGACUAAGCAUCUAACUAAAUUCUAGCCAAACACUAGACAACACUUUCAUCAACAAAUGUUUUAGUGUGUACAGUUCGCAGGGACUAAACAUUCACCGAUCGUUAAGCAACGACACUUUCACAGACAGUUUCUCAACCGUAAAGAGAACGAGUACAUAAAACAAACAUGUUGUAGUAGAAAAUGUUAAAUUGUUUAUAACAUUAAUGAAAAACAAAAAACAGGGAUGGUAUUUGGAUGCAUCCAUAUUUAGUGAAUGUAUUUAACGCAAGAAUUUCUAGUGUUACUGAGACAUUUUUAAGGGGGUUGCACGGUUAAUGAAUCACAGCUAGCCUAAGGUAAAAUGGUACCCAAAAGCAUUUACAGUGUACCGGGCACUGAGAAAAAAUCAGAGCCCAAUUGGGACAACAUCUCGUUUUUUUUUUGCAGAGCAUAAUUAUGAAUGGAAUUUUAGGAGUAACAAGAUAGCGCGAUAGGAAAAAACACUUGUUAUUUAUUGCUUUCAAGUCUACAACUUUGACUAUACUCAUUACGAGUAUUAAUCAGCCCUUUUUUGUUGAUUUUUCUCAUUUAUAUUUUGUGGCUGGCACACCUUUUUGCCAAUUUCCAAUUUCCCAAACCGAUUUACAAAACUCUUGGAAAGGUCAAUUAAUAUAGAAAAGUAACACAGAACAAGGGGAACCCAAUUUCUUCUACUUUGCUUUUGUCAUUCGUUAAUUUAGGCUACUCCUGACUGACUUUUGUUGAUUUGUUCAACUUUGAUUGACACUUGACGUGAGGUUGCACAAAAGGGUGUGAGUUUAUGAUAAAUAGACCCAGAACUUUUUUCUAAUUUAUUUUUUGUCAGCAGAUUUGUUAAUUGUGUUGCUGCUGUACCUUAAAAUAUAACGACAUUUCUUAUUUUGAUGCAAAUGAUUUACACACAAACUGCGAUGCCCUUUAACCCCUUCAUACACUGCUUGUAACCCCUUACCAACUAUUUCUUGGUGUUUGCCAAAAGUUUUUCUUUCCCUUUGCUUUAUUUUCCAAGUCUUUGCAGAGGAGUGUUGUUUAUUUUUUAUUUCGUUUUUUUUUUUUUGUGGCAACGUCUUGUCUUUGCAGCUGAGUAUGUGUCUGUUGUGUAUGUGCGCGUGUGUGUGUUUUUUUUUUUUUUUUUGCAAAUGUGUGUGUGUGUGGCAGCUGUGGGGCACAAGUUGUGGACACAGAAAACUCUCGGCUCCCAUCUGCGUUGCAUUUGCUUUUGAUGAAUUACUUGCAUGUCAGUUAACCACACACACAUAUCACACCCACACAGCUACGUUUUUAAUGAAAUGAAAACUUUUUGGCAAAGUGAAUUUCAUUGUAAGCAGCCCCAAAACCUCGAGACCCCCCAAAAACCCAAAACAAUCCUCUGCCAGAACUUAAAACUAAAAUAAAAAAAACAACGAGACAGCUACAAAUAUACAAAACCGCCAAAAGCUGCCACUGAUGAUGAUAAUAAGAUGCUGACAACCGCAGCAACAGCUAAAUGAACAUCGGCAGCAAAAGCAAAAGGCGGCACCAACCCAAAUAAUCAUGUCACCAAAGCUGGGCCAAAAUGUGGGGGUGUCUUAGCUAGGUUGACACAAGUGCUUCAAAUUACACGGACCCCCAAGAAAAGGAAGCCAAGCAGCAACGUACAACAUCGAGAACUAGUCAACCGGCAGCAACACUUUUCCUGAUGCUGCUGCUGGUGCUGCUGCUGCAGUUGCUGCUGCCAUUGUCCACUGAUGAUGUUGUUGCUGCUCGUGUUGAUGUUUGUCAGUCUCCUCGUGUUGCUACAGGAAAAGCUCUGCUAAGCAUUUACAUUUGGUUUUAAUACUUAAAUGAUUGUUGUUUCAAAGGGGCUUUUGGUUGAAUAGCAAAGGAGACAUUUUUAAUAAUUUAUAUCACUUUGUUUGAUGUGUCGAGGCAUUGCUGCUACCAAAGUCACUUUAAUUAAAUAGCUUCAUAGCCGACACAUGAUUAAGAAAUGCGGAAACAUACGGCUUACAGACGUAAAUUUCGUAAUCUUUUUCGUUUUCCUGAUAUUAAGAGCCCUAAUUGAACUACGCAAACAUGCAGCUUCUAAAAUCAACAUAAGAAUUGCAAGAAUAUCUACAUUUCUGCUCCAAUUUGGUUGGCUUAUUUCCAUUAUUAGUGCAGUUGUUGCCACACGGGUUAAUUCGAAGCAUGGUGUUGCUGCGGGGAUGUUGCAACUGCCACUGAAGUUGCUGCUGUUCGUUUCACUCGUGUAGUUGCUUCUGCAGCAGCUUCUUUUGUUGUUAUCCCUGAUGAUGCUGCUGUUGCCACAUUUGAUGCCUUUAAAAUCGCGCAUCCUUUGUUGUCCUUUGUUGCGUUGCGUAAAUAGCACAACAAAUAUAAAUACACAGCAGCAAUAAUGCCAGACAAACAUGCACAAAAGGACAAUCACAGUGGGAGAAAUUGUGGUUAAAUCUAAUUAGUUCAACUGCAUUCAGAAUUUGGCAAUAGACUCAUUUAAUUGUUUUAAUCAUUUAUUUUGUGUAGCGCAUUUAGGGUAUACCGAACAUUUUGUAAUGUUUUUCCAUUAAACAGUAAACCUUUUCGUAAUUUUGUCUCUGUAGACCUUUUUCCCGGUGUACGUGUGCAUUUUGCUGCUUAUGAUUGUUAUGGAGCCACAGUUUGAGUUGUUUUUUGGGGCUUUCCGCGACACUUGUAAUCAAGUUUUCCCGCGCACAAUGGUGUGUGUGCGUGUGAGUUCUGCCGUCUCUGCCUGUCCAAGUGUUGCCUACUUUUGUGGGCGGGUAAAACGGCGCGUUGAGUGGGUGUGGCGGGAGGAGAAGCGCUUAAUUGCUCUAUUUGAUGCCGUCAAAUUGUAUUUUAAUUUCGCAUUUCCCUUUUUAUCAUUCCUUGCUGUGACUGCUGUCCUUUAGUUGCUUUUAUUUUGGAGAAAUGGAAUUGAUUUUAAUAUGCGACGAGAAAUCUCCCAAAUGUGUUUCUUGGCGAAUUUUUCUUUAAAAAUAUGGGUUUUAUAACUCUAAAAUGUCAAUUAUUUUCAUUACAAAUUUUUCAAUGAUUUUCCGGCACUUGCUGUACUUUAAUAAUAUUUUGCAGGCACGAUUUGGGACAUCCUCAUCAUGAGUUAUAUCUGGCUUCGUCAUAAUUUUGGUGUCCAUUCUUUUGGCGUUCUUUUUUUCAACCGCCUUUGGUUUACUGCGGUUUAUUGUGUUAUGCAGUGUGGCGAACUUGUAUCUAUUUAAAUUUUGUGUGUGGCAACAUGUUUAUUUUAUAACCCCAAGGCAAGAGGAAAAUUCAGGGGGAGUUUGGGAGUUUGCUUCAUGUUUGACGGAAGUUUAAUUGAAUACACCGCUUACUUGACGGUGGGCGGGGAUGGGGGAAAAUGUACUUGUGUGCGUGUGUUGGCCGCAAAACAUUUUCCGCAUUUUCCGGGGAAAAGACAGGACAGCAGCUCGCUAAAACAAAUGGCAAUCAAGUUGAAUUGUUACACACACACAUAAAGGGGCGUUGAAAAGCGGUGGCAUGGUUGAUACGUAGGGGAAAGUAAAAGCAAAAUAUAUAGCGAAAAUAUAAGCAAAAUAAGUGCGGAGUCUGUCAGCCGCUGGCUGAAAUUUACUCAACUUUUUUGAUUUAAUAAUGAAAUGAGUGUCGGCUUGAAUAUUCCUUUAAGUGUAUAUGUAUGGCACUGAGGGUGUGAGUAUGUGUAAGUAUGCGAAUGUGUGUGCACUCUUGUAUCCCGGUAAAUGGCUUCGCUUUGUAAUGUCUCAAUGGCUGACAAGCGGCUGUCGAGCAACAGCUGGAUAAAUAAGUUGAGCACUGUUAAAAACUCUGCCAAAAUUACUGCACCAAUAUGCUCCAUAAAAAGUGUUUUAAAAAUCACGUUUUAUGGUAUAGCAUAGCCCAAUGUUAGGGAACAGAAUGGACCGUUUCUUAGUAGUUUUCUUCGGUAUAUGUAUAUGUAUGUUUUUUUAAAUUCAUCGAGCUCUCCUCGCAAAGACGGUUCACAGUUUAGUAUAAAAAUAUUUAUUUGUUUAGAACAUUUUCCACUGGUUCUAUUGGUUUACUUGGCUAUUCAAUCUGUUUCAUUGUUUGUUGUAUCACGUUUUUAGACCCCCUUUUUCUACGUGUUUUGGCCAAAGCCAAUAGUCCAGCUUGAACCAAAUUUUUGGCUUGCAGCCGUAUCUUUUCAUCAGUUUGUGAUGACUGCCGGGCGGCCGAGCGAGAAAUAAAAUUAAACAAAUACGAGAUAACAAGCCACUCCAGCAGCAGAAAUUCAAUUACAGCUGCUUCAGGUUGCUGGUUGCAACUUGCAAGUUGCAUGUUGCUCGUAUGUGUGGGCAGCACUCGAAGAACGCAGGACGAAGGACUGAGUUCUCAGUACUGAGCACUCGUACACUGAGUACUCAGGCCUUUAGGACACUUGACACUGGUCCCCUCUGGCCACAUGCUCGAAUUGAUUAAAUUGAAAUUUUAUUCGAGUCCUGCUCGUCCCCAUUGUGCAACAGUUGUCCUGCUGCAGGAUCCUUUGUGCAUUUGUUGCAUUUUAAUUAAGAGCUGCUUUGUGCUGUCGCUGGAACAAUAAAACCAAAUCUAGCCACAACAUCUAAGCAACCCCCUGCGCAUUUAUAAAUAUAUUUAGAUGGUCAUACCGUUGUGCUCCGAAUAAUAGUAAUGCCCUAAUAGAUUUCUUACAUUUUUCUCAGAUUUUCAAAUUAGGUUUUUUAAUUAAAUGCUAUCAGUUCUUUAACAGUAAUGAAAAUAUUUUUAAAUAAGUUUAUUUUGAAAUUGGAUUGUUUUGCUACUACGUCAUUAAAAGCUUAAAUAAAUGCAUCCGACGCAAUAUAGAUAUAUUUAUAUAUUUAGCAAUUCUAUUUAUUUUGAACACAGCUGGAGAUGACCAGUUCUUUUGGUUUGUGUAUAAAGCAAAUGCUAAAUUCGUAUUGGAACUUUGUAAAAAAGGUCUUACAUUUAAUGCAAAUCAUAGUUAUUAAAAUGGACUCUACAAGCAUCAGAGCCAUUAAAGGUUGUUCAUAUGCUAAGCGGGAUAUAUCUCCCUUUAUGGUACUGUACUUAUAUCAAAAAAAAUCGAAUUACACAAUAAUAUUAUGUGCCAUUAUUAGCAGACCUAAAUGCUGAACGAAAAUAAAUAAGAUAAACUAGAGGAAAUGUUAUAGAAUCCUGGAAUCUUUCAACUUUUCACAUUCUGUAUAUAGUUUUGUUGUGACUAAAAUCCAUUUAAAUGUGUAAUAAAUAAUUUUUCAUUGCGUUGCUUUUACAUUACUAUUAGCCCAUAAGCCCAUAAGCCUAAAAUUGUAUAUAAGACAGCUCGUAAAGAAAAGUUAAAGCUAAAAUAAACUGUAUAUAGCCAACGAGGAUAAACUGUAAUGUGUAUUUAGGAUGGAUUUAAGGAUCAAUCAAUGACGUUCACACAAAACAAAAAACUGAAGCUUAAUCAAAGUUCUCUUGAUAAUCCCCCUGAAAAAUUUGAGAGCCGCUCUAUAUAAACCAGCAGUAAACGCAUAAAGUAAAGUAUAUCUUAUAUAUAAUAAAUAAACAAGCAUAUAUAUACAAGACAAAUUAUAUAUAUUAUAUGGUAAA
Drosophila teissieri is the source of this 8739-nucleotide messenger RNA. It is a transcript of the gene DIP-alpha, whose product is annotated as lachesin. The coding region runs from base 1158 to 2795 and encodes 545 amino acids. NCBI's taxonomy places the organism in Eukaryota, Metazoa, Arthropoda, Insecta, Diptera, Drosophilidae. Gene Ontology annotation, cellular component: neuron projection. The transcript has 11 exons. The record is from RefSeq and is a predicted model, not a curated record.